Molecule: messenger RNA, 4573 nt
Organism: Antechinus flavipes (yellow-footed antechinus)
Lineage: Eukaryota; Metazoa; Chordata; Mammalia; Dasyuromorphia; Dasyuridae
Gene: RPGRIP1
Product: RPGR interacting protein 1
Exons: 15
Coding region: 175-3924 (1249 amino acids)
Biological process (GO): non-motile cilium assembly; retinal rod cell development
Cellular component (GO): photoreceptor connecting cilium
Molecular function (GO): thromboxane A2 receptor binding
Source: RefSeq, a predicted model, not a curated record
AGUGUUAAAAACUAUUACAUUAUAAAUUACUUUAAGUUUCAGUUACUCCCCAUAGUAAAUCAAGGGGUUAGCAGAGUUGCUAUUAUUUCUGGAACCAGCUUUUGUGAAUGCUGCUUUUACCUCAAGAAUUUCUGUUUUGCCUUUUUUCUCAUCACAUGGCAACAGAAUCAGGAAAUGUUAAGAACAUCCCAUAAUGCUCUGCUAUCUCAAGUGGAUGAGCUCAAAACAGAACUGAAAGAAAAGAACAAAAGGGUGGUGAGUCUGGAAAGUCAACUGGCAGACAUGUCGGUUCUAAGGAUUACAGUGAGAGAGUUUCAGGACAGAGUGGAGGAUUUAAAAAGAGAGAGAAAUCUGCUGAAGGGAAAUCAUGACAGACUCUUAAAAAACAUGUUAAAUAGCAGCAAUCAGCCUCACUGGAGCACUGACCUCAUGAAGGAACGGCUUCAGCAGAAAGUCUCUCAUCUACAAGAGCAGCUGGAUUCUGAAGUAGCAGAGAAGAGAAAGAUCUUGGUUCAGUUGGCUAAGGAACAGGCUGAAAAUGCCGACCUGAAGCAGGAAGUCACCCAGAUGCUAAUGAAACAUAAAAAGGAAGUAGAACUUCUCCAACAGAAAACUGCCACUACUACCACUACUAGUAGUCAAUCAGAUCCAGAUAUUUUGCAACCUUCGUAUCAAGAUUAUACUAAAGAAACACAGACACAGGAACUGAAUCCUCCACAAGAAAUCAAAGAGGAGGAAAAGAACCUGUCUUGGGCUUACAAUCAGAUGAAGGCGGCACAUGCAGAAACUGCCCUAGAACUGGAGAAGACAAGAGACAUGCUCCUUUUGCAGCACCAGAUCAACAAGCACUAUCAGGAUGAACUGGAAAUUGUGAAGAUAAAAGCUGAUAAUAGUGAGAAAGAGCACAAGGAAGAGUGGGAAAAGUUGAAUCAACUGCUGGACCUCAAGAACAAUCGCAUUCAACAGCUGGAAGGAAAUAAUGGAGAAGACUUUGGGACAUUGGAUUACUGGAUGAGGCUGAAAUUUCCUAUAGCACACAGCCUACAGGCAUACAAUAAGCGAUUGAAAGCCCAAACAUACCUGUCUGCUAAUGUGCUUGGAGCCAGGAAGGCUCAGCCAAAGGAGGGCAGAUCAGAGAUUUUCAAGCAUAGAAAUCAGUUGUGGGUGGAAAUCAUCAGGUGCUGCAACCUCCGGAGUCGACGUUUGGGGGCACAACCCAGCCCAUAUGCCAUGUACCAAUUCUUCACCUUUUCUGACCAUGACACACCCAUCAUUCCUGCCAGCAACCAUCCCCAUUUUGGUGAUCAGGCCAGCUUCUCAGUGCACAUGACCUUGGAACUGGAUCAAUAUCUCAGGCAGAUGGUCCUGCCUAUAUAUGUGUUUGAUGACAACGAUUUGGAGCUAGGCUGGUUCCUUGGCAAAGCUCAGGUACCUUUGCUGCCUCUUGCACAAGAUAAAGCCAUUAAAGGUAACUUCAACCUCAGUGACCCUAUGGGGAAACCCAAUGGGUCCAUUGAAGUGAAAUUGGAGUGGGAGUCUCAAUACCUAUCUCCAGAGAGUUCACUGAAGCCAGAAACCCAGUCUGUUGAAAAUGACAAGAAGGCACCCCUGUCUGUGGAAAAUUACAACGAAGCACCUUUAUUUGUAGAAAAACACGAGGCAAACCUGCAAGUAGAAGAUUACAAUGAAGCACUCCCUUCUGUAGAAAACGAGACAGAUUUGCAUCUAGAACAUGAAAAUGAAGCACCCCUCUCUGUGGAAAAUUAUGAGGCACCCCUUUUCAAAGAAAAUUGUGAGACACCACCCCGAUCUACAGAAAAAUAUGAGGCGAACCUUUCUGUAGAAGAUUACAAUGAGGCCGACUUGUCUGUAGAAAAUUAUGAGGCGAACCUUCGCAUAGAAGAUUAUGAGGAAAAUUUACCUAUAGAAAAAUACCAGGUAAACCCAUCCUUAGAAAAAAAGGAAGUCAAGAUAUCUAAAGAAAACGUUGUAGAGUCCAAGAUGUCUAUAGAAGAUUACGAGGAGGCAAAGCCACCAAUAGAAAACAGCGAUGAAGCAAAGCCGCCCAUAGGAAACUGGGAUGAGGCAAAGUCGCCAAUAGGAAACUGCGAUGAGGCAAAGUCGCCAAACUCUGAUGAGGCAAAGUCGCCAAUAGGAAUCUGUGGUGAGGCAAAGCCGCCAAUAGGAAACUGUGAUGAGGCAAAGCCGCCAAUAGGAAACUGUGAUGAGGAAAAGUCGCCAAUAGGAAACUGUGAUGAGGAAAAGUCGCCAAUAGGAAACUGCAACAAAGAAAAACAGUCCAUAGAAAUUUGCGACGAGUUCAAGCCAUCUAUAGAAAAUUGCCAGGAAGCCAAGCUGUCUUUAGAAGAUUACGACGAGGCAAAGCUGGCUAUAGAAAACUGCAAUGAAGAAAAAGAGUGUCUAGAAAAUUGCAAGGAGGCUAAGCUGUCUCUAGAAAAUUGCGACGAGGAAGAACAGUCUCUAGAAAACUGCGACAAGGAAAAACAGUCUCUAGAAAACUGCGACAAGGCCAAGCUGUCUAUAGAAAAUUGCAAAGAGGCCAAGCUGUCUCUAGAAAAUUGUGAUGAGGAAGAACAGUCUCUAGAAAAUUGUGAGGAGGCCAAGCUGUCUUUAGAAGAUUAUGAUGAGGCAAAAUUGGCUAUAGAAAACUGCGACGAGGAGAACAAGUCUCUAGAAAAUUGUGACAAGGCCAAACUGUCUCUAGAAAAUUGUGACGAGGAUGAACAGUUUAUAGAAAAUUGCGACGAGGCCAAGCUGUCUCUAGAAAAUUGCGACAAGGUUACAGAAAAUUGCGAUGAGGCCAAGCUGUCUCUAGAAAAUUGUGACGAGGAAGAAAAACCUAUAGAAAAUUGUGACGAGGAAAAACAGUCUCUAGAAAAUGGUGACAAGGCCAAGCUGUCUCUAGAAAAUUGUGACAAGGAAGAACAAUCUAUAGAAAAUUGCGACGAGGCCAAGCUGCGUCUAGAAAACUUCGAGGAUGACAACCUGUCCAUAGAAAACUGUGAUGAGGCCAAGCUUCCUAUAGAAAACCGUGAUGAGGAAAAAGAAUCUGUAGAAAAUGACAAGGAGAUGCCCCUACUGAUAGAAGAUUAUAAUAAAGCACCCGAAGCUAUAGAAAAUUAUGAGAAACUUAUAAAGAUUCCAACUGAAGAAGAAAACAUUUUAUUUCACCAGCAGGUGAACAAGGACAAAUUAUCAGGUGCUAUUGAUGAGGCAACAAAAGAGCCAGAGGAAUGUUACCCAGAAGUCAAGCAGCAAGUGUUUUCAUCUCCUGACACUGCAGCUAAUCGACUUUCUGAACAAGCUGAUGAAGUCAGUGAAACACAGACAGCAGACAGUGAUGACGUCAUAGUGACACCCCUGUCUCAGAAGGGGCCUAAAACAAAUUCAGACAAGAUUUGCAUUGAAAUUGUGUCCCUGGCUUUUGACCCUGAGGCUGAAGUGAUGUCUGAUGAGAGCAUCCAGCAGGUGUAUGUGGAGUACAAAUUUCAUGAUCUGCCCUUGUCAGAGACAGAGACACCUGUAUCCCUUCGGAAACCCAGGGCAGGGGAAGAUAUUCACUUUCAUUUCAACAAAGUGAUAGACUUGAAUCCAGUGGAACACAGAGACCGAAGGAAGUUUCUUUUUUCUAUGUUGCAAGAAAAAAAUCCUGAGCAGAGGCAAUUGAAGUUUAUAGUGGUGAGUGAUCCUGAAGAGCAAAAGAACGAAUGUCAAGAAGUAGGCUAUGCCUAUUUGGAACUGUGGCAGAUCCUGGAUACUGGAAGAGACAUUUUAGAACAAGAGAUAGACAUCAUCAAUCCUCAGGAUAAAGUCAGCUCCAUUGGAAAACUGAAAGUGUCCCUUCAAGCAACUGAUGCACUUCAGGCCAUUUUCAAGGAGAUGGGUGAAGAUAUGCAUUUGUGAUAAAGCAGAUACAAGGGGCCUCUUAUCUAAAACAAUAUAUCUAUCACAGGGUCAUUUUGAGGGGACCAUUGUAAAAAUCUGCUUACAAAGUGCUUUGCUAUUCCACAGAUUUAUAACCCCAUACACUUAGUGACAUCUAGUGUCUCCCUCACUAUCAUGGAGAAAGCCUAGACUCAAUGUUACCUUUUUUGUCUGGUACCAACUUUUUAUGAUUUACUAUCUGUUCAAAUAUGGCUCCUGCAGUGCAAGAUCUUGGCAUUUCAACAGAUGAGAAAGCAGACAUGAGAUUUUCUCAUGAUCUCUUUCAGGAUACUUUGGGAACUGCACAAAAGAACUGUCACAAGAAGUGAACUUACAAAAAAACACAUUUUAUUCAUCAUUUAGUUCUUCCAAAGUUGAAAAUAUCAAGUCCUACUGCUAAGGAGAAAAAAAACCCUCUCUCUUCCCCCCCCCCCUAAAGUCACAGGACACAGAGUGAUCUGUUCUGGGAUGGGUGAGUGCAGAGGACUAGGAGGGAAGAUGGCAAGCAAAAACCCCUCCCAAAUACUUAAAAACAAACAAAACAAAACAAAAAAAAAAACACAACUGUUCAACAGAAACUGUGAUAAAUACAGGACAAUGCAAGACAAGUAAAAAUGAAGAACAGUGA